AUGCCAAAUGCCUCUCUUCACAAAUUGUAAAUUAGGGAAGACAGAACAUAUUUUAAUUAAUGGCAGAGAAUCAAAUUCUCUCAAUCCAACAGUGAGCUAAAUGUCCAUUAAUUUGAUUGGUUUUAAAUUUCCUUUACUCAUUUACAGAUCUUUCACAUUUUGAAAAAACAGAGCUACGAAACUAGUACUGAAUCUACCGAUUUCUGUAAUGGUGCAAUGCAACAAGAAAUGCGAAAUCCCAGAAAUAGAGUAAACAAAACAAGCCACCAGAAGAACAGAAAAAAAUAAAAAAGAGUCUACACAAAAAUACACAGAUAGUAGCUGCUGCUGAAGAAGAAGAAGAAAAAACUCUGAAUUUCUUCGCUGACACCUGUCGGUUUGUAUCCUAGCUUAAUAUCUAAACCUACAACCGGAUCUAAAUUAAACGAUCAUUCACUUUCACUCUCUUCUUUUUCUUGAUACAGAGAGUAGCUGCCUGAAAUACCUAAGUAGAGAGAGAUGAUGAAGAACAAGGCUGAUAAUAGUUGCAGGAGGAGGCUAGAUUCACGGGCCAUAGUAGCAGCGCCGCUCGUGUUUGUCGCUCGUGCACUGCCUACUACUACUAGUAUUACUGUUACAAUUGUCAUUAUGAUGAUUAUACCACUUCUCUAGGUCUGCUGCUGUAAUUUUUGCAAAAUUCCACUGUUUUAUAAGAAAGGAAGGUGCAGGGAAUGUGAGUUUUUGAUGUGGAAUUUAGAUCUUGUACAGAAUUGGAAAACAUGCAGAGAUUUGGUAGUCAAGGUGAAGAAUUUUACUUUGAUACACUAGAUUGUGUUCGUGAUUGUAGCAGUGGUAGUGAGUGUGAAUCAUCAGAAGAGUCCGUGAGUCGGGGGAUUAGUGGUGGAUUUGAUUACGGAAUUUGGACCAACGAGCCUCGAAGUGUCAGGGAGCGUCGCAACAAUUUUCUUCAGGGUAUGGGAUUUGGUGAAUUGGUUGAUUCAGAAUUGGGUUUCUCAAAUAAAAUCGAGGAGGAGAUGAGUAGAAACAAUCUUGGGUGGGAAAGAAUAUCAGAAUGUAGUGGUGCUGUUUCAAGUUCUGCAGGUUUGAAUCGAGCGGAAGACAUUGUUUGUUGUAGAAAUGAUUCAGAGAGCCGAACCAAGGUUGUUGGUACCGAAUCAGUGCAGAAAAGAUUCAACAAAACCUCAAAAUCCAAGGUUCUUGCUACGGAAUUGGCUCAAAAUAGAUUCGAAAGAAUGUCAACACCAGGAUCAAAUGAAUUGGAAACAUCAGCUUGCGGAGAAAAAUGUAAAUUCAAGUCUUGGUGGAAACGUAUGAUGCGCAAGAAUAAAGGAAGAGGACGCGUUGCGGAGUCUAAUGUCAGUGAUAAGAACCAUGAUGGACCGGAUAAAAAUAGGAUGAAGGUGCAGAAUAACAAAAAGUCGUGUGUGGAGUUCACAGCAGUUUAUAUGGAUCAGGAAGUCGAAGCUCACAAAGGAUUUGUCUGGACCAUGAAAUUUAGUCCGGAUGGUCAGUUUUUGGCUAGUGGUGGUGAAGAUGGGGUUGUUCGAAUUUGGCGUGUUACCUCAACAAUAGCUCUAGAAGGUGGUUCAAAAUUUGUUGAUAAAGUUGAAGACACAAAGCAUUAUCUUGGAAGAAAAAAUUCAAAUCCUGCUUCUGUUAUCAUUCCUAAGAAAGUCUUCAAAAUUGAAGAGUCGCCAGUACAAGAAUUCCAUGGCCAUACAAGUGAUGUCUUGGAUAUUUGUUGGUCUAAAUCUAAUUGUCUACUUUCAUCAUCCAAGGACAAUACUGUUCGGUUGUGGCAAGUGGGUUCUGAUGAAUGUCGUCAAAUUUUCCAUCACAAUAAUUAUGUGACAUGUGUUCAGUUCAAUCCUGUAAAUGAUGCAUACUUUAUUAGUGGAUCCAUUGACGGGAAAGUUCGAAUUUGGGGAGUUUCAGAAAAACGAGUUGUUGAUUGGGCAGAUGUACGAGAUAUAGUAACUGCCAUAUGCUACCAGCCAAACGGAAAGCAGGGUUUCAUUGUUGGUUCCAUUAAAGGUCGCUGCCGUUUCUAUGAUUCGUCAGGUAGUAAUCUCCAGAUGAAUGCACAAAUACGUAUACAUUGCAGAAAAAAGUCCUCCAACAACAGAAUCACCAGCUUUCAGUUUUCGCCUGAGGAUUCCCACAAAAUCAUGAUAACAUCAGCAGAUUCUAAAGUUCGAAUUUUUGAUGGCUCAUCUGUCAUUCAAAAAUACAAAGGUCUGCGUAGGUCAGGAAGUCAGUUAUCUGCCUCAUACACUUCAAAUGGGAGACAUAUAGUGUCUGUUGGAGAGGACUCUCAUGUCUAUGUAUGGAGCUGCGAUGAUGUAUCUGAUGAUCCCUCGUCAAAGCAUACGAAGUCUACUAGCUCGUGUGAGCACUUCUAUUAUGAAGGUGUUUCUGUUGCCAUACCAUGGUCUGGUCCAGAAUUGGAUAAUUUGGAUCCAAUGGAUCUAAGUAUAGAUAGUUAUGUAUGUUCUUCACAGUCGGAUGAUUCCUUUUCCUGCUCGAGAGAUUCGGAUCGUUUUGCUUUUGGUGGUUGGUUCUCCGUUGAUAAUCGAGGUUCUGUGACUUGGCCUGAGGAGAAACUACUGCCUCGGGCCCUAUCAGGUGGAGAGCAGGGUUACAGGCAGCACGAGCCGAAUCAGAUCCAUAAUCAUCAAGCUCCUUCGGAAUCAUGGGGUUUGGUUAUUGUGACAGCGGGUUGUGAUGGAAAGAUCAGAACCUUUCAUAACUAUGGGUUGCCCGUCAGGCUAGAAAAGAGCAGCUGCAGUCGCAGAAUUUGAUCAAGAAAGACGCUUAUGCAAUUAGUACGUCGCGUCCCAGUUUCAACUAUAUGCACGUAGGUAGUCGUCUAUGCCAUUAACACGACGGCUGUUGAAAAGAGUAGCCGCAGAAAUAGUAGUUGAUCAAGGACGAUAUUGAUAGAUUGUUGGCCACCUUUUAUCCAGAAUAAAAGAGAUCUCCCUGAAAAUUUUGUACUUAGAAUCUAUUAAUCGUUCAAAAGCAUACGAUGUUUAGCACAUUUCUGUAAAAAGCAUAUGAUGUUUAGCACAUUUCUGUAAAAAUCAAUCAUCUUUGUCCGGGUCA
Papaver somniferum (opium poppy) is the source of this 3105-nucleotide messenger RNA. RefSeq lists its product as uncharacterized. The transcript has 9 exons. Bases 759 to 2801 code for a protein of 680 amino acids. The record is from RefSeq and is a predicted model, not a curated record. NCBI's taxonomy places the organism in Eukaryota, Viridiplantae, Streptophyta, Magnoliopsida, Ranunculales, Papaveraceae. Gene Ontology annotation, molecular function: protein binding.